AUGCCGUAUACGUCAGAAUUUUCUGAACAGAAAGAUAUGACCAAACACCCCGUCAACAGCCCUGGCAGAUUUAAUCCGAUACCCCAAACCGAAGGAGCUGGCGGAGUUACAACAAACAAAUCCAGUAGUGUCCAAAACCUACCUUUUGACUCCCAGCAUGCGCACCACUCGCAGCCCGCCGAUGAGAGAAAAACUUUUUGUGCUGCGGAAAAUACGCUGGUAAAGAUGGAGGUCGAAAAAGCGUAUGGGACGUUUAAAGACGCUGCUCCAGCGCCGGUCCCCGUUAACUCUGCCCUUCGCAGGGAUUCCGCGGGACCUACGGCGCUCCAAACGGAUGGUUCUACAGCUGUUCGUGGCGCAUUAAUGUCUUCCUAUUGCAAAGACGCGUCACCUAUUAAAAAUGCCAUGAAAAGCACAAUGGAGCAAAACAAUGCCACGGGCAGCUGGGCAUCCAUGAGCCAGACCACCGUCAUACUGGGGACAGAUGGGAAUACUUCUGUUCUGCCUGGCACGGUAAGCGGGGAUGACGAUGAUGAGGAAGGAGGGGAUGAGAACAAAGCCAGGGGGAAUUGGUCGAAUAAACUGGAUUUCAUUCUUUCUAUGGUUGGCUACGCUGUCGGUUUGGGUAAUGUGUGGAGAUUUCCAUAUUUAGCCUUCCAAAAUGGAGGAGGUGCUUUUUUGAUACCUUACCUGAUAAUGCUGUGCCUCGCUGGAAUCCCUAUAUUUUUACUCGAAGUAUCUCUUGGACAGUUCGCCAGCCAGGGCCCUGUAUCAGUAUGGAAAGCUAUUCCAUCCCUUCAAGGUUGCGGGAUUGCCAUGUUGAUUAUAUCUGUCUUAAUAGCCAUAUACUAUAAUAUUAUUAUGUGCUGGACAUUGUACUACCUGUUCGCUUCAUUGAAGGGCUCACUCCCAUGGGCUAACUGUAAGAAUUCGUGGAACACCCCAGACUGUAAAGACAAAGACAUGCUUAAGCUAGAUAGCUGCAUACUGCGGGUUGGGAACAUCACAUCUAUAAAGAACACUACCAACUGUUUGGCUAACGCCAUUGGGGGCAAACUAACAAACCUCACCUCAGAAAACAAAACCUAUGUCAGCCCCAGUGAAGAGUAUUUUAAGUACAACGUGUUACACAUUUCUAAGGGGAUUGAAUACCCUGGAGAUAUCCAGUGGCCUCUGGCUCUCUGCUUGUUCUUGGCCUGGGUUAUUGUUUAUGCAUCUCUGGCAAAAGGAAUCAAGUCAUCUGGGAAAGUGGUGUACUUCACAGCCACUUUCCCCUAUGUGGUGCUGAUUAUUCUACUGAUCAGGGGAAUCACUCUUCCUGGGGCUGCAUCUGGCAUUCUCUACUUCAUAACACCCAAGUGGGAAAAACUUAAUGAUGCCAAGGUGUGGAAGGAUGCUGCUACUCAGAUUUUCUUCUCCCUGUCUGCAGCCUGGGGUGGACUCAUCACUCUGUCUUCCUACAACAAGUUCCACAAUAACUGUUAUAGGGACACUAUCAUAGUGACAUGCACAAACAGUGCCACCAGUAUCUUUGCAGGGUUUGUCAUCUUCUCUGUGAUAGGGUACAUGGCACAUGAGCUGAAAGUGCCCAUCGAGAAGGUCGCUGAUGAAGGGCCUGGCAUUGCCUUUGUGGUGUACCCUGAGGCCUUGACCAGACUGCCUGUUUCUCCCUUCUGGGCCAUCAUCUUCUUCCUCAUGUUGCUGACACUGGGGCUGGAUACCAUGUUUGCCACAAUUGAGACCAUUGUGACAUCAGUGUCUGAUGAAUUCCCCAAAUACCUUCGCAAGCACAAAACCAUCUUCACCCUGGUGUGCUGCAUUGCUUUCUUUGUGCUGGGCUUCCCCAUGAUCACUGAGAAUGGAAUGUACAUGCUACAGCUGGUGGAUACAUAUGCGGCAUCAUACUCUCUUGUUAUUAUCGCCAUUUUUGAAUUGGUGGGAGUCUCAUACAUAUAUGGCUUGCAGAGGUUCUGUGAAGACAUUGAAAUGAUGAUCGGAUUCCAGCCAAAUAAAUUCUGGAGAAUUUGCUGGGCUUUUGUGACACCAACUAUUCUUACAUUCAUUCUGAGUUUGAGUUUCUACCAGUGGAAGGUCAUGACCUAUGAGGACUAUACCUACCCGACCUGGUCAAUGGUUCUGGGCUGGUUGAUGGUGAUGUGCUCUGUCAUCUGGAUUCCCAUCAUGUUUGUGAUCAAAAUGCAUCUGGCACCUGGUACCUUCAUUGAGCGGCUGAAACUGGUGUGCUCACCUCAACCUGACUGGGGCCCCUUCCUCAUGAAGCACCGUGGGGAGCGCUACAAAAACAUGAUUGACCCCCUCGGGACAAGCUCGCUAGGACUCAAGCUCCCACCCAAGGAUUUUGAGCUGAGAUCUCAAUAUCAGUAG
Megalops cyprinoides (Indo-Pacific tarpon) is the source of this 2385-nucleotide messenger RNA. RefSeq names its product solute carrier family 6 member 5 (gene slc6a5). Gene Ontology annotation, molecular function: glycine:sodium symporter activity. Gene Ontology annotation, cellular component: membrane. The record is from RefSeq and is a predicted model, not a curated record. Gene Ontology annotation, biological process: synaptic transmission, glycinergic; glycine import across plasma membrane; sodium ion transmembrane transport. The transcript has 16 exons. NCBI's taxonomy places the organism in Eukaryota, Metazoa, Chordata, Actinopteri, Elopiformes, Megalopidae. The coding region runs from base 1 to 2385 and encodes 794 amino acids.